AAGUCUGACUCAGUAGCAAUUUCCUGAAUUUUCAACAUAUAGUGAUUUUGUACUGAACCCAUUGUGCGUUGUUUUUGUCCCCCCCCCCCCCCCCCACACACACAGAUUGAAUGUAAUCACGCAGUGUCUUCGCUUUGAGCUUUUCAACAUCGUUCUGGAGGGAUGAAGUCAGUUAUCGUGCGUUGCCCGCGCCAAUGUAUUCUUUUCAUGUGCAGAGGAAGCUCAAUAUCCUGUUGCACGCAGCCUCUUAAUACGAACUGGCAGAAUGGAACCCGGGGCCUCCCGGAGGUCCGCGCGCUCCUCAAAAGUCAAGCCAAAAAAGCUUUUUGAGCGUGUGAUAUACGAGGUGCGCGUCCAUCUGUGGCCUUAGCUAAAAGCAUCGUCUAAUAGGCAAAAGGUUAGAUGUGGUUCUCGUUUUGGAGGUAAGAUGUUUUCAUGAGACACAAGUUUGUGCAGAACAGAUGCAAAUAUUGGACAUUUGGAAAUGAGCUUUACUCUGACUCACUUUUUUUUUUAAUGCCAUAUGGACGGCUGUUUGGGUCAUGUUUAUCUGCAAAGAAAGGCUGUUAUGCCUAUCAGGUUUGAAAAUUAGCUUUGAAAAGUAAUUAUAAUUAAACUGCUAUAUUUGAAGAAAUCAUAUUGGUUACUGUUUUCAUGUAUUUUUUAUUUUGUUUAUUUUCAAUAAGAUUUUCUGUUUUCCAACAACUAUUUGUAAAUAGCACAGUUAGCUUCACUAACCUUUGUUACAUUAUUUCAAUAGUAAUUUGGUUUGUAUCCAAUUUCCAUAUUUAUUUGUUACUAUUUCGAUAUUUAUCUAAUGGUUUCACCAUUUAACUUGGCCUCUCCACCCAAAAGUCUCGUAUAUCAAAAUGUUGAAUAAAAAGUUGAGAAAAUACAAGUGUUGCACUCAUUUCCUUGGGUGAAACUUUUGAAUGACCAUUUUUAAAGGGAAAGUCAUUUACCAAAUGUCACCUGUUUUCUGAGUUUGGUCAUGUGACAUUCGUAAGCUGAGCCAUGAUUGGUCGGAGCCCUGAAAAAAUGUCAUCACCGGACAGCAAGUGACAAAAUGGACGCUCCCCUGAGAUGGAGAGAAAAGGCUAAAUGCACACACCUGUAAGCAGUGGGAGGUCCACCUGUGUGUCUCCCUUCUCCUUUCUCUGCUUCCCCCUCCUCCUCUUCAACCCUCCUUCUAGUUUGGCUCCCUCUGUCUCAGUACUCCCGUCAGGACCCUCACAGCAGGAGGACCCCUCGCCGCCGGCUAUGUUUCCAGGAGACAAAGCUGCAGUUUAACUCAACAAGUCAAUUGAAGUCACUUUGAAUCUGGAGCUCGCAGAGCGGCGGACAUGUCGCUCCACCCGCCCCGAAUCGUGCAACUCUCCGCCGGCUCUCUGGCGGUGGUCUUCGGCCCCGACGAAGACGACGAGUCGGCGGACGAGAGCCGCCGGAGCGCCGCCACCGCUACCGGGCUGGAGGUGUUCGCCGACUUCAAGGCGCAGAACCUGCGCAGCUUCUGGAAUAAACGGCUGGUGAGGGCCAUGGGCGAGGUGCACUUCCAGGGCUGGAUGGACAGCUUGGUGCUUUUUAUCCGGGGAAACUCGGCUAGCUUGGAGGUGCUGAGGGAAGCGUGGAUGAGAAGAGCGCUCAAGUCAGCCACGGGCUUGGUUAUCAGAGCUGUGGGCGACCUGUCUCCGUUGCAGAUGGCCCCCGUGCCCCAGUCCCAGUUCAUUCCUCUGGCGGAGGUCUUGUGUUCAGUCAUCUCGGACAUGAACUCCUCCCAAAUCCUCGUCAGCCAGGAGAGUCUGGUGAAUCACAUGAGCAAAUCGCAUCCAGGGAUCACCAUCCCAACUCAGGACAUCCUCUACAAUACAUUGGGCACUCUGAUCAAGGAGCGCAAAAUUUACCACACCGGCGAGGGCUACUUCAUCGUCACACCACAGACUUAUUUCAUCACUGGCAACAUGGCCCGAGAGAAGACCUGGUGGACUUCGGGCUCGGCAGACGAUCCUCCCUCACCGCCACCCAUCACUUACCUUCUGAGCAAUGACUUCUGCGUGGAGAGCACUCAAACGCCCCCGACGGCUCAUUGCAAGUCUUGUAGCUGCUUUGACCCGCUCCCGACCUCUACCGGUGUCCCCGCUACUGGCCCACCGCUCACCGUUCCUCCACCUGCCCUGCCCGAUCAGCAUUCCGUCUCAGUUUCUGUCAGCGAAUGCACGUCCAAGAGCUUAAAAUGGCCUCGACCGUCGGAUCACAAGCCCUCAGUGCAGCAUCAGUCGACCUCCACGGCGGCAGACUGCCAGACGAGCGAGGUCAGAAAGCCCGCGGGAACCCUCUACUCUGUUGCCCGCAAAGAAAAAGACGGCAAGCCGUGCAGGAAGUUUGGUCUCAGUCUGUUCCGGAGGAACGGGGGUAAAAAAGAGAAGCAGAAGAAGGAGUAUGCGUCCUUCGCCGGCCAGUUCCCGCCCGAGGAGUGGCCCGUAAGAGACGAAGAUGAUCUCAAUAACUUACCUCGUGACCUGGAGCACGCCAUCAUCAAGCGCAUCAACCCCGAAUUGACGGUCGAUAACCUGACGCGUCACACGGUUCUGAUGAAGAAACUGGAAGAGCGGCGAGAGAAGGCCGUGGACAAGGGAAUCUCAACGGAGAUCCUAAGUUCAAAACCGAGGCACCACCACUCGUCCAGGUCAGCCAAAAGAUCGGCUCAGAAAAACUCUCGUAGCAAACGGCGGUUGCACUCCUCCAGAGAAAAGCAACGGGAGAGGAUCAAGAACAAGCUUCCCGUGUGUCCCAGCGGCUAUCCAGAGGGAGAGGAUUUGAUCCCCACCCGGCUGCGAGUGGAAAUACCAAUUGAUGAACCGGGUAAAGCUGAAGAUCCUGCGGAGGGUGCGUCUCUUUACAAGAAACGCAUUGAAAACCCCUUCCAUGUUCCUGAAGCAGGAAUUCCUCCUGCCGCCAUCGGCUGGGAGCAUCGAAAACCAAAAGUGGGCAGGCCAUCGGGGAGGAAGGAAGCAACGAGCCAUCGUUCCAAAUCGUGGGACGCACAUCGGACCAAGCUGACCGCAGCGGAAGAAGCGCAAACCGCAAAAUCUCCCACAUCUGAAGACAAACGCCAUCAGGAGAAGGAUGCCAAUUGCGAGCGUCUGCCCCAACCCGAUGUGAAGUUCAACCGAGAGUUGUCACCGGACUACGGCUCGGCGUAUCCGCAGAGCUGUACGCUGCGGAUUGAUGACAAGGUUCGACAUCUGCGGGAAAGAUGCAGCACGGGGAGCCGGGAAAACCUCCAACUGAAAGACGGCAAAAACCAGGCUUUGGACGAUGGCCUCUCGACCGUGGAUCCGUAUGCCGAUCCCGACACGAUCCCAACACGGGCCUGGCCCAAGACCGCUUUGCAGCGGAAGCACUCGCUCAGACUCACAAAACCACCAAGGGACAACUCUCAGAACUCCGAUGAGCUUUCAACGCGUCAACGCACCACGGAUGCAAGAACGAUCGCUGUCAGUGGAGAACAAAGGACACUGGCUGUGAUGAAACCAGUCCUUGAUGACCUUCCCUCGGUCACAGUCAUUGAGGAUGACCGCAGAAUCUAUCAGAGAACAGACCCCCACGAGGAUGAAGAUACCUGCAGCUCCCUGUGCUUGAACCAGGAGGACAUUUUACCAGAGUACCUCCACCCUAACUUAGCCUGCCAUCCAUACGAUGGCGAAUCCAAGUGUCUGGAAUCCAGCAGUAACUAUUACGACUCCAACUUGCACUCUCAACAAGUGACCUCCAUCAACAGAAACCCCACCAGUCAUAGGGAGGAUUCUCUGAGCCCAAGCAGACCUGUGGAAACUUUGUGGGGAUGUCAGUAUCCUCAGCAGAGUGAAGUAUCGCCUCAAGAUGAGCCGAGUUCCAAAAAGGAAACCCUGGUUCAGGAAGGAAUAAACAAGUCCGCCCUUGAGUUGGACCGUCCUGAACUUCCCGAGGCCUUUGACAGUAGCAUCUUUGACUACUGCCCGGCAAGUGAGGCUGAAUCGGAUGCGGAGACUGUCCGCAAGUCUACGGACGAGGGUGACGGUGAAUCCGCUCACUGGGGGGGCGAUGUGAAGGAAGCUCAAGAGGAGGAUUAUCACAAGGGCGGAGUUACCCGGACGCCAGGAGCUGGUCUAAGCAGGCCCGGGGCCAUGGAAACUGGAGAGGCAGUGGAACUGGUUGAGAACCACAGCAUCACAGGAGACAGCGGGAUAGAUUCUCCACGGACCCACGUUAGUUUGGCCUCCAGCAACACAGUCAUUCUGGAAGGUCUCAAGAGGAGGGGCUUCCUACAGAACUUGGACAAACUGCACUCCAAAAGCGGUGCCAUUCGACCGCAGAGCUCGCUGCUGCAGCUCACGCCGGUCAUGAAUGUGUAAAUGGAACCUCUGCGUCUUCACGUUGCCUUCAUCUCAAGCUCUUUGCGACUGUUCACAAACAAAACUGGUUGUACAGAUGUUGCAUGUAUAUUUGUCCCUUUUGUAAAUAUUUUCGAAUAUGCUAUGCAACAUAAGUUCCUAGAUGACAUUGUGUAUGCGAAAUGUGUAUCAACUUUUAUGGGUUAGUCUACAGUUUUUUUUUCCUUGGGUUAAAAGUCAUUCUUGUAUGACUUGAGAACAAAAAAUAAAAGUGUAUACAUUCA
This is a messenger RNA of Hippocampus zosterae (dwarf seahorse), 4654 nucleotides long. It is a transcript of the gene stox1, whose product is annotated as storkhead box 1. The coding region runs from base 1344 to 4391 and encodes 1015 amino acids. Gene Ontology annotation, molecular function: RNA polymerase II transcription regulatory region sequence-specific DNA binding; DNA-binding transcription activator activity, RNA polymerase II-specific. Gene Ontology annotation, cellular component: cytoplasm; nucleus. Gene Ontology annotation, biological process: positive regulation of transcription by RNA polymerase II. The transcript is spliced from 5 exons. The record is from RefSeq and is a predicted model, not a curated record. Lineage: Eukaryota; Metazoa; Chordata; Actinopteri; Syngnathiformes; Syngnathidae.